This is a messenger RNA of Xiphophorus couchianus (Monterrey platyfish), 8299 nucleotides long. RefSeq names its product regulatory factor X, 3 (influences HLA class II expression) (gene rfx3). The record is from RefSeq and is a predicted model, not a curated record. Gene Ontology annotation, molecular function: RNA polymerase II cis-regulatory region sequence-specific DNA binding; DNA-binding transcription factor activity, RNA polymerase II-specific. Lineage: Eukaryota; Metazoa; Chordata; Actinopteri; Cyprinodontiformes; Poeciliidae. Gene Ontology annotation, cellular component: nucleus. Gene Ontology annotation, biological process: regulation of transcription by RNA polymerase II. The coding region runs from base 147 to 2429 and encodes 760 amino acids. The transcript has 17 exons.
UUUUAUAGCAACUGUUGCCCAGUGAGGCAACGCCAUAGUCCCCGUAGUCCUGGCGACUGUAACCCACCAACAACAACCUCUCGCUCCAUCAUUACCACCUCCUCCACCAUCCUCAUCUUCAUCAACCAGUCCGCAGCUCAGGCGCCAUGCAGACCCCUGAAGCAGGCGCUGACUCCACCUCCACUGUCUCUCUCCAGACCACCGUGCCUGUCCAGCCUACCGGCUCCACCCAGCAGGUGCCUGUUCAGCAGCAGCAGGCGCAGACUGUUCAACAGGUUCAGCAUGUUUACCCAACACAGGUGCAGUAUGUGGAGGAAAAUAGUGGCGUCUACACCAACGGCAACAUAAGAACCUACACGUAUUCAGAGCCGCAGCUCUACAGCCAGAACAGUGGAGGGAGCUACUUUGACACACAGGGCAGCUCAUCGCAGGUGUCCACUGUGGUGACGUCUCAUGGCCUGACCAACAACGGAGGGGGGAGCACUGGAGGGAUGAGCAUGGGCAUGGCAGGGGGUCAGGUAAUCAGCAGCAGUUCUGGGGCCUACCUGAUGGACAACGCUGGACCCCAUCCUGCCACCCAGACAGCACGAGCCUCUCCAGCCACUAUUGAAAUGGCGAUUGAGACGCUCCAAAAAUCUGAGGGUUUAUCCAGUCAGAGAAGCUCGCUGCUCAACAGCCAUCUCCAAUGGCUGCUGGACAACUAUGAGACAGCAGAGGGAGUUAGUCUACCACGGUCCACCCUCUACAAUCAUUACUUGCGGCACUGCCAGGAGCAGAAACUAGACCCUGUAAAUGCAGCAUCUUUUGGCAAACUCAUUCGCUCCAUCUUCAUGGGACUCCGUACGAGGCGCCUCGGGACAAGAGGGAACUCAAAAUACCAUUACUACGGUAUACGAGUGAAACCAGACUCACCGCUCAACAGACUUCAAGAAGACAUGCAGUACAUGGCGCUCAGGCAGCAACCUGUUCAGCAGAAACAGAGGUUCAAGCCAGUGCAGAAGUUCGACAGUGGCUCCGGAGACAAUUACACAAGUGGGGGGCAGCACCAUCCUGGAGCGGCAGAGCAGACAGUCAUUGCACAGAGCCAGCACCACCAGCAGUUUCUAGAUGCAUCGCGGGCACUCCCUGACUUUAUAGAGCUGGACCUGGGACAGAGCAAUAUGGAGAACAUCAGUUCAGAGGAUGUGAAAGCUCUACAGUCCCUUUACAGAGAGCACUGUGAGGCUAUCUUGGAUGUUGUUGUCAACCUCCAGUUCAGUCUAAUUGAGAAGCUGUGGCAGACGUUCUGGCGUUAUUCUCCUCCUGACACAGUAGAGGGCGCCACCAUAACAGAAAACAGCAGCAUAAGCGAGAUCGAAGUUCGGCUCCCUCGAGCACAGCUUUUUGCGCUGUGCAGGAACGAGGCCGUUCUUAAGUGGAUGAGCACCUGUGACCAUUUAAUGUACCAGGCCCUUGUGGAGAUCCUGAUUCCUGAUGUCCUGAGACCCAUUCCCAGUGCCUUGACUCAAGCCAUUCGCAACUUUGCCAAAAGCCUGGAAGGUUGGCUUAGUAAUGCCAUGAAUGCCAUUCCACAGAGAAUGAUCCAGACCAAGAUUGCCGCUGUUAGUGCCUUUGCGCAAACGUUGCGCAGAUAUACAUCGUUGAACCACCUGGCUCAGGCGGCACGUGCUGUGUUGCAGAACACAUCCCAAAUCAACCAGAUGCUGAGUGAUCUCAACCGCGUUGACUUUGCCAACGUACAGGAGCAGGCGUCCUGGGUGUGCCAGUGCGAGGAGGGCGUGGUCCAGCACUUGGAGCAGGACUUCAAGGCCACCCUGCAGCAGCAGAGCUCUUUGGAGCAGUGGGCAGCCUGGCUGGACAACGUGGUCACCCAGGUGCUCAAGCCUUACGAGCACCGGCCCAGCUUCCCCAGGGCAGCUCGACAAUUCCUGCUGAAGUGGUCUUUCUACAGUUCUAUGGUGAUCAGAGACCUGACCCUGCGUAGUGCUGCCAGUUUCGGUUCCUUCCACCUGAUUCGCCUCCUGUAUGACGAAUACAUGUUCUACCUUGUGGAACACCGGGUGGCUCAGGCUACUGGAGAAACGCCCAUAGGAGUCAUGGGCGAGUUUGACAACCUCCACACCUUAUCCCUUGCUAGCAUUGAUAAAGAUGAAACUAGCGGGAUGGACAGUGACUUGGAAGAGGACACAGAGGACUCUGGAGAACCUCUCGCCAAGCGCGAGAAGCCGGAGCACGAGGUAAUCCAAGUGAUCCAGGUCGGGGCGCUCGAGGACGGGUCCCACCCUGUGGUGGGUGUCGUCCAGCACAGUGUCCUCCACUCGCUGCAGCAGCCCCUGCAGGACCACACUGAACACAUCUUAACGCCCUCUGCUGGGACUCCCACCAUCCGCCACUGCAGCACCACAGGCAACACCUAUGCCUCCGUUUGAGGGUCAAAGGGCACAGCUUCACCUUGUCUGCCUAGUUUUACCGUCUUACUUUCCACAUCUCUCCCUUUACGUCUAGAUGUCUGCAUCUUUUUACAUGCGUUGUCUCUGUUUGCGGUCUACCCCGCGUAGUGGGUGGAGGAGUGACACUCCGGCCAGGAUGUGCUCUGUCCUUGUCUGUUUGGAUUCUGGAUGUGUAGUCACCUUGUUCAGUCUGUGGAAGGGACCUGGAGGAAAAGGGACUCGAGUGCGCCGUUAAAUGUUUCCUCUUCAGACUUGACUUAAUGCUUCUGUCUGUCCACACAGACGGGUUUUAUUCCUUCAAACUGCUGAUGUCUCAGAGCUCAAAUCCAUGUCACUAGUCCCAGUAGAGCAAAAUGCAUUGAAUCACUCAAAAUCUCCACCUGUUGUACAUAGUUUUGCUGUUCUUUUCGAUCGACACUACUCCAAACUCAUGGUGCUAUCAUUGUGGUUUGUUUUUCAUGGAAUUUCUUUGUCUUUUCUGAUUUCUGUCUACACGCUGAUAGACUUCCGAUUGAGCGAGACGUUUCUGAGUAUUGUAUGUAGCUAGACAACAAAGGGUCAGUUUGUGGAUUCUAGAAAUGAUGGGGAAACGUCAGUUUGACAGUUAUAUGGUAGCCACUUGCACAAAAACACUUGCAUCUUUUAGUGAUAUUAGAAGAAGAAAAAAAAACUGUACUGCUGCUUUUGUGUAUACAGAUGAGAAUCGGGAUGAAAUGGGCGGGGGGAGCUUUUUUUAUGCACCGCGUGCAUAGUGCUUGCCUUUUAGAUGCUUCGUAAUGUGGUUUACGUGACGUGAUCUUGAAAGACUCUUGGCAGCCAUUUUCCCCUGCUUUUACAAGUUUCUCACUUCAUGAAAUUCCUUACGUUUGCAGUGGACCAAAAAUUCAACCAACAGAGGAGGCUAAGCGUGAGUCUCUCGAUGCCACACGGAUGCUGUUCCUUGUCCCACAGUGCCAUGUUGCGACGCAGAAUAAAAAACUAAAACUACAAAAAAAUCUAUAUAGAAUGUCAGGGAUUUAAUGUACCUCGGCUUUAUCAUAGUGCCUUAUCCUUAAAUGCAGCUCGUCCGCAUAGUCCUGACUGAGGUUGCCCAGCCGCAGAUUUGGUUUCUGGUGACUCGUGGCUGGAUUUGGGCUGGCUCAUCAGUUCUUUGUUGUUGUUGGGGGGGAUUUUUUGUUUGUUUUUUUACUUCUGAACCUAUCCGAGUAACAGUCACAGUUUUAGCCUUGUCCUGCCCUCGCUCUGCCUUCUCGAGGCCUAUUCUCGCAUUUAGCCUUUGUCAUCGGAUGAAGUGAGCGUGUGUCUGCGUGGGUGUGUGUCUUUGACUUUUUCUUGGGUCUGCGCUGUGCUUUUUAUGUGCUCAUAUGUCCUUCAUCUCGUGUGCUUGCGUGUGUGUGCGCGUGUGUGUAUGUGUUGGGAACACAUCCAUCAGUCACCCUACCUCAAACCGGUGGUGCCAACCCUUUGAUGCGUGCAGCACAGUCACCAAACCUUAAUGCACACACACCACUGUACUGCACAAAUCUCAACACGAAGAGAAAACCUGCAUUGCUUUUCUCUCACCUCUGAUGUACUUUGAUUUCAGUUUUUAGCCCAUAAAAUGUUUAACCCUUUGUUCCCUGUUUAGAGACCAUCUUUGUACAGUGGACCAAAAGUAGAUAUUUUCUAAUAUUCAGAGAUAUAAAUAUAUAUAUAUAGAUAUAUAUAUAUGUAUAGUAUAUAAAAUGAUGAUACACUACAUAUAUUUGUUGCUUUUUACGUGUUUGAUCCGAUUGUUAAGACGUGAAUGUUUCUUUUGGUAGCUCAUCUGUAAUUACUUCAUUGACUGUGAAAUAUGAACAGCGUGGGAACUACAGCGCCUUGCAAAAAUAUUCUCGCCUCCUUUCAGAUUUUGAAACCUUAAUACGACAUACUUCACUUUGUUUUCUGUUUGGACAUCUCCAAAACCUAAAUUGGUGCAUAAUUGUAGAUGGGGUGAAGUUUACAGAUCUGAUAAGUGUGGCCAGCAUUGUUAUCAAGCUGAUUUUUUUAUUUUUUUUGCUGCAUUUAGAGCUGCAUAUCUAUUGGGUUUUACUCUACCAGCUCUGACAAUCUUAAGACUGGAUUUUCGGCCCAUUCUUCUUUUCAGGUGUUUUCACACCUGUAGCUCGUUUACUUUGGUCCAAAUCACUUGAUGAGUUUAACUUUUAGAAGAAAAAAAAGCUCUAAACUUACAUUCAGUCUGUUUAUUGGUUGUAAGUGUUUAACCUAAAUGCAAAUACAAGAAGCAGUCACUGUGUUCUGAGCUGGUAAAAAUCAUUAGUGUGUUUCUGGCUACUAUUUCAUGCAAGAAUUAUCUGAACAGUAUGCAGAAUGAUUUUGAAUGUUGCAUGGCGGCUUUAUGCUUUACAAAAAAGACUCGUGGGUUUUGUUUGAGUUUUUUUACUCUGCAGCGUCCCAUAAUGUAAACCUGACUAUGAGAAGGCGUUUGGCUCAAUGUUGCAGCCAAAAGAUGGUAGCUGUGUCAAAUCCCAUUCACACCAUAAACAAACCGCCACAUCUACACAACUGGACCAGAGUUUGUCUUUAAACAAACUCACGUAUCAGCUGCAGGAUAUCAUUGAGGGGUAUCAGGGUGAACACACACAUUCUUGUGGGUCGUUUUAUCAUUUUCUUCCUACUUCAGUUAUGCACCUCUUUGUUUUAGUGGAUUACAUAAAAUUCCAAAUACAUAUGAAGAAGUUUGUGUUUGUAAUGCGACAAAAUGUGGAAUUGGUGUAAGAGGCAUAAAUACUUUUGCCAGGCAUUGUAUUGUGACCUUUGAAUCUUUAGACUACAACUAUACUUGAACUGUUCUACCUUCUACGUUGUGGGGAAUAUUGAGAUUAACCUCUAUGUGGAAUUUUUGUUUUGUUGCUAAACACAUUUUUGCCGUUUUCUAAAUGAUCGUCUGUAACAUUUCUCCACAAAAUGUUUAUUUAUUGAUAUUUAUUGCAUUUCUGUUUAAAGUGCUUAUGAGUACAAUGUAAUGGCAUCUGACGAUAAAUCAGAAAUUAUCCCACUGCAAAGUGCAAACCUACUGUACAGAAAGAGCAGAAAGUCGGUUGUUUUGUUUUAUUCUUUGUAUUCUCUGUAGGCUGAAUAUUUGUGUUAAAGAAAAGGGGGAAUAGCACUGUAUUUGCUGUAAUUACAAACCUUUGUCUUGCUAACAGUGCACAGGUGGCUUGACUUUUUUUUUGUUGUUGUUCUUGUGCAACUUAGAUGGGCCUCAACAUUGAAUAGGGUGGGAAAGUGCAAAUACAUUGUGUGAUUUACGUUAGCGAGUCAGCGGACUCGGCAGUGUUUUUGUUUGUUGGGGGAGUUUUGAAAAGGAAGCCAGGUUCUCACUCCGAUCGCGCUGUCUUGAAAUAUUUGACCAGAUCUAGAAACUGUCCACACUUAGAUCUGGCUUUUUAGUUUUAUUUGUUGGGGAUUGUUGAAAGUCUCGAAAAGACAAAUGAACUAUGCUUUGAAGGCCUUUUUUUUUUUCUUUCUUUCUAACCUUUUUGUACCCACUUUACUCUUUAAAAAACUGUUCAAGUUCAGGCAAUAACUGGAGACUGGCUUAAAAGAUGAGAAAAUUAAAAACUGUAAUGUUUAAUCUCCACAUUCUCUCAACUUACUGAAUUAAAGAAUACUACUCUAUUUAAAACUUUUAAAAAGGCCCUCAAUAUUGGUUUAAGUUAUAAAAACCUUCUUUUGUCUCUGACAUGGUUACAGUUCUUCUUUUGCUGUUCUUGAAUUAAUCUCAGCUUCCUUGUCAUAUAUUUUUACCAAACAAUGUGGAUCGUGAUUUUUAUAUUUAGUGCCUGAACGGUGUUUGUUUGUUUUGUUUCAAUCUCAGUUGUGUGCUCUUUAAAUUUGAAGUGCUUUCUGGUGGAGCUCAGCUGCUGGAUAUGCUGUUCUCACCAAUCUAACCGUCUCCGCCCCUUUUUCAUUUUCAAUCAGAUUACAGGUGCAUCUAAAAAAAAAAAUGUUGAAAAUUAUUGAAAAAUGUGUUUUUUAUUUACUAAAUGCAAAAAUUAAAACUCAUAGAUUCAUCAAACACUGAGAUAUUUCAAGCAUUUAUUUCUGUUAAUUUUCAUGUUUUAUCUUACGGCUAAAAACAGAAAAAUGAUAAUUUCUCAGAAAUCCUCCCUAGAUUCUCUGUAGGGUCCAGGCCAGGUCCGUUUGCUGACCAAUCGAGGGCAGCGACACCAUGCCCAUUAAAGCAGGUGUUAAAAUGUUUGGCAGUGUGGACAGAAACAAAAUUCUCCUGGAAAAUGGACUCUGUAUCUCCAUUAGGCUCUUUGACUUUGGACUAAACAAAAUAUAACACAUUAGCAGAGGACAUGGCUCCUCAAAUAAUCACUGAAAACUUUACGCUGAACUUCAAUUUCAAAGUGACAUUUAAAGUUUACAUAUUUCCUUUGAUAAAAGAGGGCUUUGGGCCACUGAUGGCUUAGGAAUGUGAGAGUUGUAGCCUGUUGUAUACCUUCUAUUACACUUUUUUCUUCCACUUAACUUUUCCACUUAGCUUAGUGACUCCACUCAGAAAAAGCCAGAUUCUUCAUGUGGUAUUCACCAUGAUUUUGGAAACCAUAGUUUAACGUUUCUGUAUUUAAAAUUCUUUCUUAAAGCAAUUGAUCUUAUGUACUAUUUCAAAUUUCAGAGAAACCGAAUUUUGUGUUUUCUUUGGCUGUAAGAUAUCACCGAAGUUAAUGGAAAUACAAUGCAUCAUUAUGUGUUUAUGCUUAAAUAAACUUUUGUUUUUCAUCUUCAUUUGUUAAAAAUGCACCUGUAUCGUUCUUGAACUGAAACCUGCCUGAUGUUAUUGCUGCCAGUGGUAUAGUGUUUGAUUUGUCGUUAGGAUAAACAAUCCGGUUCCAAAUCCCUACGCUUGAAAAGAAAUCCGGUAGAAUCUCCUCCACAUAAACGAAAUAACAGCUUCACUGAACCACAGAAAACUCCGGUGCCUUUCAUUUCGCCCCAGCUGCAGCAGAUGGCCUCGUUGGCCACUGCGUCCGAGGUUGGCCAGACUUGGUCUAAACAGCAGUCAUCACACUGGACAGGGGCUGCCAAUUAAAAAAAGACUGCAGAAACAUUAUGAACCUACAAACUUUGUUGAUGUAUAGAAGUGUUAAAAGCACCAGGAGAGUUUCCGUUUAGUACAAAAAAAAAAGGAAAAAAAAAAAACCCUCCUCUGAGACAUGUUUUCUUCUGAUUGUGAUUUCUUCUUUGUCCAAUGAUAUUUUCUGAAUGCUGUGACCUGUUUUUGAGAUUCGUUAGGUGCCAUUUGACAGUCUGGUGAGUCGUGGCCAUCUGUAGCACGCUGCUCGAUGCUGGGACAAGCGUCAAGCGGCGGCAUUUGGAGAAGCCUUUUAAUUCACCAAAAUGUGUAUAUCAAACUAAAAAGAGAAGUUCUAUUUAUUUGUUUCCUAAUUAUUUGUUUAUUUAGUGAAUAUUUUAUCGGAUAUGUUGACUUUAGUGCUUUUUGUGAUUACUUUCUCACCCUUUUUGGAUAAUGUAACAGUACCUGAUAUAAUAUAUACAAACUUCACGUGACUUUCUUUUUCUGUGUUGAGUUUGCUUCAUACAUGUAUAUUCUCAAAUUGGCAAGCGAACCAACGCGUGUUGUGUAUUUUACAGAAAAAAACGAGGACGAUUGGGGGACUUUUAUAUUUACAAGGACGUUAUCAUUUAGUGUGUCGUAUUAAUGAUGAUAGAAACUAUUAAGACACGUAGUUUUGUUUUCUGAAUAUUUCAGAUCUCAGCUCAGGCUAGCUUCUUAGUGUUGGUUUCCUUAAAAAUUUGUGAUUUGUCUUUGCAGUAAAUAAACGUUUUCUUGUUCA